This is a messenger RNA of Passer montanus (Eurasian tree sparrow), 2787 nucleotides long. RefSeq names its product SUMO peptidase family member, NEDD8 specific (gene SENP8). Gene Ontology annotation, biological process: proteolysis. The record is from RefSeq and is a predicted model, not a curated record. NCBI's taxonomy places the organism in Eukaryota, Metazoa, Chordata, Aves, Passeriformes, Passeridae. Bases 562 to 1200 code for a protein of 212 amino acids. The transcript has 3 exons. Gene Ontology annotation, molecular function: cysteine-type peptidase activity; deNEDDylase activity.
UUUAUUACAGCGCUUGGUUAUCGACUGAGCGAGACACCGCGCCGCUUUUCCUCCCGUAGCAGCAGAUCUCCUUCCUCUGCCGCUACGUGAUUAUUUUUUUGAUCCGCCGAUGGGCAGGGACCGCGCUGCAGCGCGGGAUGGGAAAGCCAUGAUUUCUGCUGAGCUCACGCUCCCCACUUCAUCAACCUCGGCUCGGUCGGGGGAUAGGAAAACGCAAACGGAGGAGGAGGAAGCCGACCGAGAAGCAGCAGCCCGGCUCCGAACUCACGGCAGGUCCUAGCGCAGGUCACGUCGGAGGGGUUUUUUUUUUGAGAUAAAGCAAAGGCCGUUUUGGCUACGUUUAGGAAAAUUCCAGAAAGAAUUAUCGACUAUUUCAACCUGCGGAGGAGCAGUGCUCCCACAGGGGUCCGGCGUGCCAGGGUGGGAAGUGCCGUGAAGUCCAACACUGUGCUAAGGGAACCCAGGUCCUUCAGGCCGGUGCCGUUCCCUCCCCGCUGCUCCCUGGGCCGGACCCCGCCUGCGGGACGUGAGAGCUCUGGCGGUGCCCCGGAGCAGCCCAGGAUGGAUCCUGUGGUUCUCAGCUACGUGGACAGCCUGCUGAGGCAGUCGGACGUGGCCCUGCUGGAGCCCCCAAACUGGCUCAACGACCGCAUCAUCGGCUUCGCCUUCGAGUACUUCACCAACCAGCAGUUCCAGGAGUUCAGCCACCGUGUCUGCUUCAUCAGCCCCGAGGUGGCCCAGUUCAUCAAGUGUGCCCUUAGUCAGGAAGAAAUAGCCAUAUUCCUCCAGCCCCUGGACCUCCUCUGCAAGGAGCUGCUGUUCCUGCCCAUCAAUGACAACUCCAGCCAGGCCGCUGGGGGCACCCACUGGAGCUUACUGGUUUAUUUCAGGGACAAGAAGUGCUUUGCCCAUUAUGAUUCCCACAGUAAAUGCAACUCUGUACACGCCAAGCAGGUGGCAGGGAAACUGGAGGCCUUUCUGGGAAAAAAGGGGGGCAAAGCCACCUUUGUGGAGGAGAAGGCGCCGGCACAGCAGAACAGCUACGACUGUGGGAUGUAUGUGAUCUGCAACGCUGAGGCUCUGUGCCACGGGUACUUCCAGGGCAGGACGGAGCCUCUGCUGCAGCUCCUCACCCCCUCCUACAUCACACAGAAGAGGUCAGAGUGGAAAGCUCUCAUCACAAAACUGGCACAGAAGUGAUGGGGAUGCACCUCCAGCCCCCCAAAAACUGCCUUCCCAGUCCAAGAGGCAGCACCCCCAGUGCCUGAGGGAGAUGCCCAUGCACAGGAUUGUCCCAAAGAAAAAGAAUGUAACCCCUCUAGCAUGGCUACACCCCCCAAACGCCCCAUUCCCUCCAGGAAAAGCCUUAUUCUCCUCUCGAAAUCACCGGUCUGUCUCAACUUCUAAUGACAAGAGUCACUUUGCUUUCAAAGAAACCCUCUCCAUGGUAAAUUUUUACAGUAAUCGCUGUGGCAAAACAGGUUGCUAAAGAGACUUCUCCACCUGUGCCCAGCAGGCAACACACCCUCAUUAGGUGGCUUUAGUUGCCUGCUGGCAUUGUCCUUCCAAGCCAGGUUUAGCAAAUGCUCUUUAAACCCAAGCCCCGAGUGCUUUAUCGUGGACAGUUCUAAUUUGUGCCUCCUGUUAAUGGUAUUGGAGAAAUGUGGGAUUUAGAAGCCAGGAUUUUGUACCCCUGAAAAUCUAACACUGAGAUGUCACUGCAAAAAGAUGAGACUGCAAAGGAAAUGCUACAAUUAAUUUAAGAACAGGGCAAAAUCAAAGUCAUUUUUCAUCAGCCAGGUGCUCCUCAGCCACACAGUGAUGGCUUUUUUUGGUCCCCCGCCCCUGCUUGUUCUUAUUGCAAAUUAAAACCUGACUCUGAACUGCUGGAAGAUUAAUAGGAAGCUGAGAAAGCCAAUCCUAGGAAAAGAAACUUAAUUGAGAUGAAAAGCAACACUCACUCUUUGAAGUUUGGUGUUUUUCAUUAGGAUUUUAGGUCGUCUCUGUGCAGGGAGGGUUUGUCAGUGCUCCCCAACCCUUGUUAGCGGUCGCUGCUCAUAACACAAAACCAGUUCUGUUACUUGAGAGAAAAGAAAAAAACACACCAGGGAGAACAAAAGGACAGAGUUUGAGGUAUAAAAGCCAAAGAUAACUGCGGGCUCCUUGAAGUCCUUAAUGCACUUCAGAAAACUGAAACACUUUUCUUCCCGUGCUGGAUGAUGGCUGGGAUCCCAGAGUGGAUCCUCUCCUUAAAGACAGGCUUAGCAGUGUGGAAAAUAAAAAUUAAACAGAUGUCAUUGCAGGAUAAGGAAUAAUCUCUCACCUGGUGAGAAGCAAAGAGCAGGUUGCUCAGGUGGUGUCUAGCAGAGCAACCACACCCCUACCUGAGACGGGAAAUCCGGGUUAAACACAACCCUUGAGGAAGGAUUGUUUUUAACCUGGAGCUCUUCACCACCAGUGAGUGCAGCAGCACAGCACUGAGGGGUUGGAGGGCUUCACCUUCCCUUGCUCCAGGUGAAUGUCAAGAACUCAGCCCAGGCUGCCCCAAAACACCCUCAUGGCAGCACUGGGGCCUGACAAGGGUUGGGGCUGUCCCCCUCUCCUAACACUGCCUGGAUAGGAGAGCAGCCUCCAGCACCAGCCCUCCCUGGAAAACCCAUUCAGCUGGAGCCAGAACAGGAUCCAGCUGCUUGCUGAAGGGGAUUCCCUUUGGACUCUGAGGGGCUUUGCUAGAGCAACAUCACUGCCACUCCCAAAUCCCAAAUAAAACUCAGACCAAACUGUGUG